Messenger RNA from Oncorhynchus keta (chum salmon), 4073 nucleotides. Its product is annotated as synaptotagmin-9-like. Gene Ontology annotation, molecular function: calcium-dependent phospholipid binding; SNARE binding; phosphatidylserine binding. Gene Ontology annotation, cellular component: membrane; dense core granule. The record is from RefSeq and is a predicted model, not a curated record. Lineage: Eukaryota; Metazoa; Chordata; Actinopteri; Salmoniformes; Salmonidae. The transcript is spliced from 7 exons. Gene Ontology annotation, biological process: regulation of dopamine secretion; cellular response to calcium ion; calcium-ion regulated exocytosis. The coding region runs from base 1 to 1704 and encodes 567 amino acids.
AUGCCUGGCGACAGAGAGGACGAGAUUUGUCAAAAAGCACUAGAACUACUGUCUGAUCUGUGCUCUAAAGGGGAAGUACAGAAUGAGAACUGUCUGGAUUUCAUUUACCAUUUCCGUGACCUCGCCAGACCACGCUACACGGACUCAGAUGUGUCAGUGAGCCUGCUGUCCCUGGUGGUGACAGCCUGUGGCCUGGCCCUGUUCGGGGUCUCAAUCUUCGUCUCCUGGAAGCUCUGCUGGAUCCCAUGGAGGGAGCGUGGCCCAUCCCCCAGCAUCAAGGCGCCCACCCAUGGGCACCACGAUUCCCCCAUGGCACCUUUACAACCCUACGUCCCAGCCAGGGAGUCAGUCUACGCGGCCGUCGACCCCCCCGUCCCCGCCCUCGACCGCCGUGAGUCACAUCGCUGCUCCAUUGUCCCUGUGGCGUCUGGGACAGUGACGGGGCCGGUGACCCCCGUAUCACCGCCCCCCAUAGCGGCGAUCAUUCCCAUCCCAGAGGCGGCCAUGAAGAUUAGCCACACAUCUCCAGACAUCCCCCUGGAAACCCAGAGUAAAGGCCGCGAGAACGGGAUCCACACCAACCAUCGUACGCAGAGGCAGACCACUGAGCCCUCACCCUACGUCCGGUCAAUGUCUAUACACACAGAGAUUGGGUCUAACUCAAUUCGUAGAUUAUCCGUAAACAGGUCCAACCCGGACUUUAACGUGGCCCAGUUCCAGAGACAGGACUCUCUGACUGGGAUGGGCCUGGGUCUGGGCCGUCUCAAACCAGAGCUUUACAAGCAGCGCUCCCUGGAAGGGGAUGAGGGGGGCCGGCGGGGCGGAGGCUGUGGACGCCUACACUUCAUUCUCAAGUUCGACUGUGACUUGGAGCAACUAAUCGUCAAGAUCCACAAGGCGCAGGAUCUCCCCGCCAAGGAUUUAUUGGGCACCUCGGACCCCUACGUCAAGAUCUACCUACUACCGGACCGGCAGACCAAGCACCAGACCAAGGUUCACCGCAAGACACUCAACCCUGUGUUCGAUGAAGUAUUCCUGUUUCCCGUGGAGUACGCUGAGCUGCCAACGCGCAAGCUGCACUUCAGUGUCUACGACUUUGAUCGCUUCUCGCGCCAUGAUAUCAUCGGCCAGGUGGUGGUGGACAACUUCCUGGAUCUGGUGGACUUCCCUGCAGAGACAAAGCUUUGCCGGGACAUCCAGUACGUCUCCACGGAUAAUGUGGAUCUGGGAGACCUGAUGUUCUCUCUGUGCUACCUGCCCACCGCCGGCAGACUGACCAUCACCAUGAUCAAGGCCAGGAACCUUAAGGCCAUGGACAUCACUGGGGCAUCAGACCCGUAUGUGAAGGUCUCUCUAAUGUGUGAUGGUCGGAGAUUAAAAAAGAGGAAAACCUCAACUAAGAGGAACACUCUGAACCCUGUCUACAAUGAAGCCAUAGUCUUUGAUGUCCCACCAGAGAACAUUGACCAGAUCGGCCUUAUGAUCGCAGUCAUGGACUACGACCGUGUAGGCCAUAAUGAGGUCAUCGGGGUGUGUAAAGUGGGCACCGAUGCAGAGCACCUGGGCCGAGACCACUGGAGCGAAAUGCUGUCGUACCCACGAAAACCCAUCGCCCACUGGCACCCGCUCAUAGAGUACCAAGGCACCACAGGUGGGAGCCAGGCAGGGUCCUGUAAUUCUCUGAAGACUCCUCCGUCUCCGUAAACCCGUAAGCUUAACCGCGGGUCCCUCCUGGAAUACUACCACAAGGAGAAGAGCCAGGCGGUCCAGCCCAACCGUAGGAACACCGUCCUGCUUGGUGGUCGACAUACUGUUAUACUUCACGACCGUGUGCGGUCGAUCUCAUGGUUAUCAGAGACCAAUCAUUGUCAGCUCUGUGUCUCUGGGACAGGGCGUUUGCAUGGGGAGUUGGAUUGAUUCAGUUGCAUGUUGAGUGGCCACAUAAUACGGUUGUUGUCUUCUUUAUUCAGUUCUAAAAAGAAAAUGGAUGACAAAAACAAACCGGAGGUUUUAACAGUUUGGUCUAAGCCUGAGUUUGAAGUAACCGUUUUAUACAUUAGUCUUGCUCUACCUGUUUUUAAUGGGGUGUGUCUGUAUUGCACAGUGUACUUAAAAACAACCAGUCGAACUGACAUACAUAUUUCAUUUGGAAACGGUGCAUGAGGUCAUGGUCUUUGGUGGAAUAUCUUCUCCUCAGUUUCUUUCGGUUUCUGUUCUUGGAAUAUAAUGUUCUGUCGGAUGAUCACAUGACAUGUGCAGUGGCAAUUCAUUUCUUAGACUUAGUACCUGUACGUAAAAAUGUCCUUUCAAUUGUUAUCAAUAAAUAUUUAUUAAUAAAAACACAGCUGGGUGGUCAAUGUUAUAAUCCUCAUCUGUUGCUAGGACAACUACAGAUUGUCUUGAGGCGAUAAAAGGCAUGCGUGUGAGUCUAAGUGUUUUCUGAGAGAUGGAGAUGGGGUCUAGUCAUUUGUUUUGUACCUUGUCGAAGACCAGUUGUUUAUUUUUGCAAAUUACAAAUCCAAUCAAUGAGAUUGCAGCCGAGUGGAUUACCAUGACAGGAAGAAACGCCUGUAUUUGUGAGAAGGUUACUAAUGAAUCCACAUAGAAACCAAUGCCAAAUGAACAUCUACUCGGAACAUUCACAGAUGAUUUAUCAUUAUGGUUUAGAAUAAUCUGGACACAUGCCUAGUUGCUAACUACUGUUUCACUUUAUCAGCUGGGUUCAGUGAAUAAUACUGUUGCUAUGCAUACCUCUUGGGGAUACAUGUACUUGUACAUUUGAGGCUUUGACAGAAUAUUGAUUCCACUGUUUCCUACAGUGUCAUACAGGCUCGUCAAUUCUAGAUCAAGCUGAUUGGCUAUCGAACCAUGUGUCUCCUCAUUGCGUAGGCUGCAUGUGCUGGGGCUAAAUUGGUCCUCCGUUGCUCUCCAUGGAUUAGCUGCCUCCACCGUUGCUCUCCAUGGAUUAGCUGCCUCCACCGUUGCUCUCCAUGGAUUAGCUGCCUCCACCGUUGCUCUCCAUGGAUUAGCUGCCUCCACCGUUGCUCUCCAUGGAUUAGCUGCCUCCACCGUUGCUCUCCAUGGAUUAGCUGCCUCCAGUGAUGAUGAGCUGUGAUUUGUCACUGUCAGAGAGAGUGUUUUCAAUCAGACAUGCCUGCCCCUCACAAAGUGCCAGAAAUCAGAGUGUGAGGAAGUUGUACCUACUCCAUAUGCUGUUCUCAGGUCAAUUUAGCAUGUUCCUCCUAAUGGUAAAGUUAUUAGAUUAUGAGGGUAAACUGAUCCUAGAUCUGUGCCUACUACCCGCAGCACUAGAAGUGUGGUGUUCUAUUCUAAUCAAUUGUACCUUGUGUAUUGAGCCAGUUUAUCAGAUAUACUUUAGAUCAGAAGAGGUCUACCGUGACUGUCUGUUGAAUAUCCAUGUUUCAUUAUCUGAUGCUUUUAGUGAUUAAUGACUUUGCAUGUUGAACUCUACCUGAAUGAUGGCGCCAUUGUAUUGACUAGUCAUGGGAAUCAUGUAACAUUUGUUGUACUCUGGACUUUUAACAUUUCUGGAAAUCACUCUUAUGGCUACUGUGAAGGUUAACCACAUUUACCAGCACUACUUCAUAGCUCCAUACACAUCUAUAACAAGCCAACAUUGUGUACGUUUUGAAUAUGACAAGAGAGAACAUUAGGAACUGGAGCCAUCCAUUUCUUUUUUUGCUGAGUAUGUCAUCAGCCGUGGUGUAAAGUAUUUAAGUACAAUAAUAAUUGAAAUUGAAAUUACUACUUAAGCAGUUUUCUUUUGGUAUCUGUACUUUACUAUUACUUCACUACAUUCCAUAAGAAAAUAAUGUACUUUUUACUUUUUACUCCAUACAUUUUCCCUGACACCCAAAAUACUCAUUACACCCAAAAUACUCAUUACAUUUUGAGUGCUUUGCUGGACAGGAAAACAGUCUAAUUCACUCACUUAUCUAGAGAACCUCACUGGCCAUCCCUACUGCCUCUGAUCUGGCAGACUCACUAAACAUACAUGCUUGGUUUGUUAAUUAUGUCUGAGUGUUGGAUUGUGCACUGGCUAUCCGUAAAUA